AUGCCAACUUCUGGAAUUGUAGGACAACCUUCAACUCUUGACGGUCUUCAUGGAAAACAAUCAGCUUCAGCAUUGCAUGUUGCACCUUCUGUCGUCGAAUUUCCAUCUUUCGAACGUGGCAAUUGUUACGUUGCGACUUUAAACGUUCAAAAUACCAGUCAUCGCGUCUUGCGUUAUCGAUUGACGCCACCAUCACAUGCGUCGUCAUUCCAAGUUUUGCUGCGAGGUCAAGACCUUGCAAAGACUGAAAAUGCUACUGUAUCAUUAUCAACAGGUCUUCAAAUCAAGUAUGACAUUAUGUUUCAUGUUCCAGAAGGAGAUUCUAUUCCUGCAAUGAUUCACGAUGGGUUGCAAAUAAAAGGAGAUGAUGGAUCAAUUUUGGAAAUUCCAUUGAUGGCUAGAAGAGCAUGUCCGUCAUUAGAAGUGACGCCGUUGCAGUGUAAACUUGGUCUUGUUGUUUUGAUGCAACGUUCAGCUCAAUGUGUCGAAGUGCUGAACAAUGGGACACGACCAGGAAGAUAUGAGGUAGAAGUAUUAGAACCGAGCGACUUUAGCUCGAAAGCAACAAUUAAAGUAUUUCCAGAACAAGGAAAACUUGAAAUUCAUGAAAAGGUACAUGUGAAAGUGGAAGCACAAGGACUUGGAAUUGGUGUAUUUCGAGGAAUCGUUCGAGUUCGAAUAUGGGAAAUUGUAGAGGAAGACGACACGAGAACAGAUGCUUUACCUUCCGCAGAGAAAAUUGUGGACGUCUCGGGUAAUGUGGUUGAACACACAGCUGAGUUGGUAUUACGUCAAGGACAUGAACCUGUUAAGUCUUUAUUCUUUGGAUCGCUAUUCGCUGGUGAGAGACGUACGAUUGAAACGCUAUUGAGAAAUAAUGGUCCUUUACCAUUAAAAUUCAAGACUUCCAUCAAUUUUAUGAUAGAAGAGGAUCAAAAAGAUCAUGAAGUACAUAAGGAGCUUGAAAUUACACCUGAACAUGGUUGCAUUGAUCCAUUCAGUGAGACUUUACUACAAUUUAUAUACCAUCCAAGAGCAAAGACUUUGGAAGAAUUGCAAUAUCUUAGUCGUCAUCAGAAUGAAAAUUUUGAAGAAUCGUCUUCGGAUUCGACUUCUCCCUUUACUCUUUUAUCAGGACCAGCACAAUCUCUUAAUGCUUUUGCCUCCAUCUCUUGCGAGACUUUACAAGCUCAUGAUUUGACGUUUCAAAUCACUGCAAAAACGUUUAAUCCUCAACUAUUUCUCUCCCCAUCGCCACCUUUAGACUUUGGUGAUGUUCGAUCACAUGAUCGAGUUGACAUGUUGUUGUCUAUCAAGAAUUUAUCUGGUUUACCAAUACAAUUUAAGUCUAAGAACAACAUAGCGCAUUACUCGAUUUGUCCACGUGUUGGUCGCUUGGAUGUGUUGCAAUCUCAAAAUCUCGUUGUGAGUUUUACACCAACACAAUUGGGGACAUUCGACAAUUCGUUAAUCUUACAAGUAAAUGAUGGGAUAGUUGAGAUUCCUAUCAAAGUUCAUGGACGAGCCGCUGUAGUAGGAUCUGUUCCACCAUCAAGCGAACGAUUUGUUGGUGGUCCCUAUGCUUUACCGGCUGAUUUUGCUCCAAAGUAUCACUUUCUCUUACCUGAACAAGCAAAACAAACAAAAGGGAAGUUAUCGCGUCGUUUUCAGCGUCAACCUCCGUAUGAACGUGCAGCAUUAAAUGGAACUGCAGCAGUGGAUGAAUUUGAGCUUCAAGGCACAAAUAACACACAUUUAACGUAUUGUGUGAAGGAACUUGCACGUCGUGCUGAUCAUCGUGCAGCGUAUCAUGAGUAUCUGACUCAAUGUCGUGUUCAGCGCGAAGCUAAAAGCAAAAACAAAGGAAAAGCUUAUGGCUUAAAAAAGCAUAUCGCUCAGUCUCGCGGUUCAAAUCAGGAAAACGAUGUUAAUCUUGGGAUGGAGAAACUUACACCACCGACACUAAAACUUCCACAAUCGAUUGUUGAUGCAAACGAACCACUUUGGCUUUGUCAACAUCCGACAGAUGGAAACGUGAAUCUCUUUUUUGACGCAUUGAAACUAAUACCGAGAAAAUAUAAAACUUUGCCUGCUACUCCUGCGGAAUUAGCGGAUUGUGCUCAAAGUUUAGAGACGUCUGAACUUAAUCGUGUACUCUCAGGUCCAAAAACUCUAAAUUUUGGAAGAGUGUGCAUUAAUGUAAGUACCACACGUGGACUUACAGUGCAAAACGAUCUCUCGCGUAAUGUUCUAGUCAAUUUACACUUGGAAAGUCAACAAAUUGGAGAUUCUUUCGAAGAAGUAGCACGCAAGACACUUCUAACAUCUCAAGUUAUACCACCUCAUUCGAAAGCAGGAUUUGAUAUCGUGUUUUGUUCAUUAAAAGAACAAAGUUACCAGCAAGUUCUGACGUAUUCAUUAAAUCGUAUUCACUUUCGUCAAGUGACACUUAUGGCUGAAGUUGCACCGAUUGUCGUAGAAGUUACACCUUUUGAUUUGCUUUUUCAAUUUGAUGAUCUCGAUCUGAAUUCAAGUAUUUCUCGUGAUGUUGUGAUAAGUAAUACUAGUGACUGUGAUGCUUUAUUUAAUUGGACUCGUUUGCCUUUGGUUACUACAUUUGAUGGUUUAAAUCGACCUGAAUCUUCAAAAAGUAAUGCGACAACAAUGGCAAUGACUGAUAGAAGUUAUGGUAACAAUACAGCAAUAAAACUGUCCGUAUAUGACAUCAAUCCAGCAAGUGGUGUGCUUAAACCAUUAGCUUCACUUGUCUGUAAAGUGAUUUACACUCCUCCAUCUAUGACAAAAGCUACAAGAACCGCUUUAGGAAUCACACAGAAAAGUGGAAGUUUCUGGUUAACUCAAUCGUUACAAUUAGAUGUGACAGGAGGUAAGAAAUGUCUUUUAAACUGUCGAGCUUUAGUACCUGAGAUCAAAGUUGGAAUUCGUGAUAAAACAAUUGACUUUGGAACAAUCUCCGUUGGUCUUGAGCGAACAAAAACAUUUGUACUGCAUAACAACGACAUUCACAAUCGUGCAGUUGUAAGUACAAGUUUUGAGCUUCUUUCAACAAAUCCUUCAAUAGGAUUACAAGUCGUUCCAAGUCAAAGUUUCAUUGCUCCUCAAGAAUCGCUUGAAAUUCUUGUAAAACUUGUACCAUAUCGAGCUAUUACACUUGAUAUGAAUACAAAAACACAAAGUGCGACAGUAAUUGUAACAAUACGUGGUGGUAUUGUUUAUCGUCUUCCAAUCUUUGUAUCUGUUGUUAUUCCUGAUAUUUUACUUGUUCCUUCCGAUAUUAUUGACUUUGGACAAGUUGUGCUUGGUGUAUCAGUCUCACGUAUACUUUCCUUUACAAAUCAAAGUUCAAUAUCUGCUUCAUUACAACUUGAUCUUAGUGCUUUACAAGAAUUUGAUGUCAUUAAACCACGUCGAUAUUAUGAAGAUACAAGCAAUAGUAUUGAACCACUUUUUGAUGAUAAGAUGGUCAAUGGUCAAUGUACAAAGUGGAAACUUCAUUUAUUACCUCACACAUCUCUCGACUUAAAUCUUAUCUAUACACCGUUAAAAGUGCAUCAAUAUGAUCUCAUCUUACCACUUGAAAUCGCAAAUACCUCGAUGACUUUAAAUGGAUUUACAAUAUUAAAACGACGACUUCAAGCUACUGGAAUUUCUCCUCGUCUUCGUUUUUCAACAUCAAGUAUCAACUUUUCUCGCUGUAUUGUUAUUCGAGAUAAUAAUCGAAAUGUACGAUAUACUAAAACUAUUGUUCUAACAAAUGAUGUUGAUGAAAGUAUAGAAUGGCGACUUGAUACAACUUGUUUACGACGUGGAAAUCUCAUUACUUUUGCUACUGGUGCUGCUGAAAGUUUAGGAGUUAAAGAAUGUGGAGCUGCUAAUCCAACACAUAGUGCAACGUCUACUAUCUUUCAUAUUGCUCCAAAUCAAGGGGAAUUAGCACCAGGAGAAGCUGUAACCCUUUAUGUAAACUUUAUACCUCUUGAUGCUGUUGAAUAUGCGGAAGAAAAUUUACCACUUUUGAUAAAUGACGAAAGUUAUGCGAAUUUUACUUUACGAGGAGAAGGAGUAACCCCACAUUUAUCUUUUUCAACAAAUAAGGUUAUUCUUGCAACUGUACCAUUAGGGGUUACCACGAAAAUGACAUUUCAAGUUUUUGCCACUGGGUACGAAUCUUUUGAACUUACAUACCGAGUGGCGUUAGAUACGUCGCGAGUUCCAUUAACUGUCGUAUUUCCUCAAGGAAAAAGACUGAGUCGAGUUUGUGAAAGUGUACCCGUUGAAGUACAAUUUACAAGUACCUCAAGUAUUGCAUUUAAUACUCGACUUGAGUUUUUGGAUCCUAAUGGCACAUCAUUUCAUUUACCAAUUGCAGGAUGUACCGAAAAUUCGUUCCUGACAACCUACAGAUUUUUUCAAUUACACAAUCUGGCACCAAAAGAAAUAGAAGAUGAAAUUUCUAAAACUGAUUCAUUUUGUUUUUAUACACACACAUCUGGACAAUUUCCUAUUUAUCUUCUUUCGAAACAACAAGCUCAAGAAGAAAUUGAAAAAAAGACGAAAUCUCUUUCAAAUGGAUUUAUAAGUUUGAAUUCAAUGAUAAGUCAUGAAGAUACAAGUGAUUCAACACAAUUUUCAAAAGAUGAGAUUGAAUUUCUUAUGCAAUAUCUUAAUUCCACGUUUCUUCAAACACCAAUUCAUGAAUUUCCAGAAGAUUUUGCCAAUACUCGAGGUCGACCUUUAUAUGAAUUCUUGGAUCUCAUUUGUAGUAAAACAAAAGGAGAAGGAUUAGCAAUUCCUAGUCGUAAUAUCACGGAAUCAAGCACAAAACGAAAGAAUUCGUUAAAUUGUUCAACUGUAUCGUCAAAGAAUGAGUUAACUCAGCUUUUAACGCAAUAUCUUGAACUUUUACGUUUUCUACGUUCAUAUGGUGCCAUGGUACACGAUGUAUAUCCAGAAUAUUUAUUAAGUCAAGACUUUUAUUUAAAAGCAUGUGAGAAUCCUCAUGCUGAUCCUGCACUUUUCACUAUACCACAUUUCACAUCCUUGACUUCUAUUGCGCGACGUCAAUUAUUGAUCAAUGAAUGGCGAACAGUGAGUACAACAGCGUGGAUGAAAGUGAUUUAUCAAGUGAUGAAAUGUUUUUUAUUUUCUCGAAUUACAUCGAAAGGAUAUCAAUUGCAGAUGCUUCCAAAUUAUAAUUCAAAAAGUGAAUCUAGUGGAUGUGAUGAUAAAAGUAAGAGCGACAAUUCUUUAAAACGGAUGUGUCUUGGUAGCAACGUAUAUAGUGAAGCUGAAAUGGUCCUGAUUCAGUGGCUUUGUGAUUGUAUCCGUACACACUCUCAAUGUUCCCAAUCAUCAGCUUUCAAUUCUUUUAAAGAAGGAGUACUAGAGACUCAAAUGUUGGAUAUGAGACGAGACUUACAAGAUGGACAAUGGCUAUUUCACCUUGUGGCUGCAUACAUUCCAACGUUAUCAACCGAUCAAGCACCUUAUCAAUGUUUUCGAUGGAAUUUAGAGACGUUUAAAACCCAUCAACAAACGAGUAGAUCAACAAAUCAAUUGCAGCAGAAAGCGGAUGUUUUACUUCAGAUUCUGAAUACGUUUGGAUUAGAUUUUGGAAUGAAUCCCAAGCGAUUUCUUUUACAUUUUACAGGUCGAGAAAUGUUCAUUCUGUUGUUACAUUUAUAUCAAACAUUACCACAAUUCCUUCCAAAGGCAACGAUUGACUUUCAGGGUACUUUAGGUCAAAAGAUUGAAAAGAACAUUGAGCUUCAAAAUCCAAGCCAAAGACCAUUACGUUAUCAUGUUUUUCUACUUCAAAACCAUAAUGGAGCUUCUCAAAAAACAAUGAAUGAGUUUACACUUGAAUCAAACGAAUUACUGCUCGAAGCUGGCAAAACGGGUACAUUUCGAGUAACUUUCCAACCACGUUUUUCAAGACAACUUCGAGUGCGUCUUGUGUUUCAAGCCGUAAGAGAUGAUACGUUGUCAUUUGGAGGUACUGGUGCCACUAUGGUCUUCAUGUUAGAAUCCAACAUUGUAGCACGUAAACCAGUUCGGAUUUUUCAAAUUGAGACCAAAACAUACGAGAAACGUAUCGAAGAGCUCGUGAUUGAAAAUCAAUUUCCUUGUAACGCAAGUUAUAAAGUUUUAAUGACACAAAAAAUACUUUCGUUAGGGACAGAAACCUUUGGAACAAAUGAAACGAAAUUAUCUUCUUCUCAAGGAGUCAAUCGUCGUCGUUCUGUUCAAGCAAGUGGUAGAAAACAUUCUUUAAAUGACAAUUCAAAUUCAGAUGCUACUACACUUGAAAUGAAGCCAAAAAAUUCGAAUAAUCGUGAAAAUGGAGACUUUCAAUGGUGUAUAAAUGCUCAACCAGCAUUUUAUCUACCAGAUUUCAACAAUUUCAAUACAAUAAACAACAAUUCCGAUACAAAAGGAGAAGUUAAGCAUUUGAACUUAGCAAUCGAAGAUUCUGAAUCGAAUGUUUUGAGUAUUCAACAAAAGGAAUCGACGAAACUCAAAAUCGAAUUCUUACCUUUUCAUCCUGGCAAUUAUUGUUGUCAAUUAUUGUUCAUUGAUGAAAAGAUUGGAGAAUUUCUAUACGAAGUGCAUGGAAUUGCAACUCUUCCAACAAGUUUAGAAACGUUAGAAUUUCAAUGUGAUACAUCAAAUGCUGAUUCGAAACUUGCUCGACUACAUUUUAUUCGUGAAUUGACUAUUCCAAUUUCUAAUAUUUUACUUCAUCGUGCUUUAUCAACAAUUCUUGAACGUACAAAUGGACCAUCACGUGUUAAUCUUCAAAAUGGACUAAAACAGUGUGAAGAAAGUCAUCAUCAUACGUUUUCUGUCACUCUCAAUUCACCGUACUUUACACUUCAUAUACCCGAAUUGACUUUAACUUGUACCAGUAAAAGUAUCCCAGUAGGAUCUGAACGAUCCGAAACUUCUCAACGCAAUUCUUCAAGAGUAAACAUGACUCAAGCACGAUUGGGUACUCCACGCUCGGUUGUUGCUGGUUUAAAUAGUAUCUUACUUGACUUUCAACCCAAAGGUGCCGGUUGUUAUCGAUGUAAACUAUUACUACGGUCACAAAAUACAAUUUGUGGCAGUAGCGAUGUUCGUGUUUAUGAUAUUGUGGCUACAGUUAAAGAGCGUCAAGUACAAACUCAAUUAGAUUUCGUAUCACCAGCACGUCAAAGUAUCGUCCAAGAUAUUCCAAUCUCAAAUCCUACUGAAACAUCAUGGUUACUACAGGCUAUAUUUGGUACCUCAAAUUUGGAACGUUGUUCCAUGUUUUCAGGUCCAGCUUCGUUAAUAGUACCCGCAAAACGCUCAGCAACGUACCCCUUAACUUUUACCCCAUUAUGGAUUAAACACGAAACAAGAACAUUUGUACUUGUAAAUAAUACAACACAGGAACAAUUCGAAUUUCAACUUUCUGGACAUGGUGAAGAACCAUUAGCACAAGAUCAUAUAGUUCUCAAUUGUCAAGCUAGGACGAAUAUUGUGCAUGAAUUUCAAGUUUUUACUUUACCAGGUGGUGAAGUAAAUGUUCCACAAAUCUUUCAAGUCGAAUCAGAUUUGUGCCAUGUUAUUGGACCAUCAACAAUUACAGUACCCCCUGGUAUUAAUCAAAGUGUGAAGUACCCACUAACUUUUACUCCAUUAAUUAGUGGGUUAUACUUUGGUUCAAUCACUUUUAUUCAUGAGGUUACAAAAGAGUAUCUUUGGUAUACAAUUGAAGCUACUGUGAGUCCUCCAGAACCAGAAACUACGUUAGAAAUGCACACAAUUGUACGUGAAGCUAUUGGUGUGGAAAUUAAAAUUUUUAAUCCUUUAGAAACUAUCACAAUCUUUCAAGUCAAACUUCAAGGUCAUGGAUUGAUAGGAUCUGCAACUUUAACUCUUGAACCCCAUGAAACAAAAGUCUACGAAUUAUUGUAUUCACCUUUAGUAGUUACAAUGGAAGAAGGUGCAAUAAUGUUUUCAAAUGAUAAUGUUGGAGAAUUUUGGUAUCGUUUAGAUCUUGUAGCAAAUGAAGCAAAAGCACAACAAGUUGAUGAAAUGGUUUGUGCAGUUGGAGAAGCAUGUUCACAAUUAUUAUCACUUGAGAAUCCUAGUAAUCAUGAAUUACAUUUACAAUAUCAUAUCAGUAACACAAGAAACUUUUCAAUUCAAAAUGAAUGUGUGAUUAUACCACCUUUUGGUCGUGAAAAUGUCUCUCUCAAUUAUACUCCAUCUUCUUUAUUAAAUGUUGAGAGUACAAGUAUUGUAUUUUUUGAAAAAGAUGUUGUAAGUGAUUGGGAAUUUAUUGUACAAGGUCGUGGACAACCACCAAGUGUGAUGAAACCACUUGUCAUUACAGCACAAGUGAAUGAAAUUGUUUCGACACUUUUCAUGUUUAAAAAUCCAUUUGCAGUACUUCUUCAAGUGAAUGUGGAGCUUGUUAUUGAUAAACAAGAUACUUCAACACACCGAAAUUACUCAUCAAUGCAUGAAAGUUCGGUCUUUGAACUUCUUUUGAAAAAACGACAUCUUGAAUUGAACGAAUUUGAAGUGAUUCAAGUACCAAUUUCUUUUCAACCUUUAGACGUAAGUGAACAACAAGCUCAAUUAGUAUUUCACGGUAAAGAAGAAUUUGCUGAACUCGAAUGGCGGUAUCCUUUACGUGGGAUAGCAGAAGCUCCACUUCAUCCUCGUAUCGCAACGAUACUCGCGUGUUCAGCUCGUGAGUGUGUCGAAAAACGCGUCGAGUGUGAACUUUUGGCAGCUCCAGAUGACAUGGAAUUAGAAAAUGAAUCUUUUACAGUGGAGUGGGAAAUUGACACGAAACACUUUGGUCCAUUAACGACAGUGACUGCAAUUGAGCGUGCACUUACUGUAACUCCUGAGCCAAUAUCAUCUAAGACCAAUUCUGCUGUAGUUCUCGUUUAUCUCAUUCGAUUUGAGCCUUUACGUUCGUAUCGAGGAUCGAUUACACUAUUAAUUAAGAAAAAAAGUGGUGGAUUGUGGCGUUUUGAUGUGUCGUUAGAUGCGACCGAUCCACCAAUUGAUGAUGUUUUAACGAUUGAAUCAAGUUUGAAUCAAACGUCAUCUGUGAGCUUUCAACUCUGCAAUCAAUUUCGAGAAUCAGCUGCUUUUCUUGCUGACUUUUCCGCUGGAUCUUCAAGUGCAUUUACAGUUUAUCCCGUUCAAGGUGAAUUGCCUCCCUAUGAAAGUCAAGAUGGCGCUGUCUUUGUCGUGUCAUUCACACCUACGGGAUAUGGUAAAAUGCAAUCGGGACAGCUAGUCAUUUUAACCGAAGAAAUGCAAUGGACAUUUAACGUCAAAGGUGUCUAUCCGGAUGCUAAAUCAAGUAGUAAAAGUAGUGGGUUGACGAGCAGUCUCACCUCAAGUGCUUCACGUCGAAGAUUAGGAAUCACAAAGACUAGCAACGGUAGAGGUGAUACGAAAAGUAAACGGUAA
This is a messenger RNA of Plasmopara halstedii, 9486 nucleotides long. RefSeq lists its product as uncharacterized. The coding region runs from base 1 to 9486 and encodes 3161 amino acids. The record is from RefSeq and is a predicted model, not a curated record. The transcript has a single exon. NCBI's taxonomy places the organism in Eukaryota, Oomycota, Peronosporomycetes, Peronosporales, Peronosporaceae.